This is a messenger RNA of Striga asiatica, 1476 nucleotides long. Lineage: Eukaryota; Viridiplantae; Streptophyta; Magnoliopsida; Lamiales; Orobanchaceae. The record is from the annotation of a GenBank genome assembly.
UACACAAUGGUGUCGACACAAUUAAGCUGUUUCUUUUGCAAGCAAACGCUACUCCGGGACAAUUCUCUCUCGUCUCUCCAGAAAAAUGUCGACAUCUCCCUUUCUCUCUCUAAAACACUGCAUUUAUACCCACUCUACAUAUAUAUAUAUUAUUGUAUCUAUCCCUUUGUAUUUGACGAAUAUCAUCAUCGCGUGUCAUGGGCUUGGAACUUGUCAGAGCUCUUGUUUGGUUCUAAUUUAUUUUUGUAUAUAACUCCCAACCCCUCAAUCACGCAUAUCCUUGUGUAUAGAGAUUCGCGUUUUCUGAAUUUGCAGGAAAUUGAAUACAAGCCUCCAAAAACCACGGGAUAGAUUUGGAAGGGCGGAAUAUUUUACCUUCUGCCGAUGUCAUUUAUAGAGGAUCUAGUGCCGGUUCUUUGGUCUGGAAAUUUUGGAGAGAAAAUUCGGAACAUGUCCAAGUCAAUGUCGACCACCACGUGCGCGCACGAAGACUCGUACGCGGGCUGCCGUGACGACUCGUACGCGCUCGUCCUGAAGCUCGUGGCCAUUGCCGCUAUCCUUUUCACCGGCAUUUGUGGUGUCUCCAUCCCUCUAGUGGGCAAAAAACGGCGCUUCCUACGCACGGAUUCCAACCUCUUUUCCGUCGCAAAAGCCUUUGCCGCGGGCGUGAUCCUUGCCACGGGCUUCGUUCAUAUUCUCCCGGAUGCCACGUCAGCGCUCACAAACCCGUGCCUCCCGAAAGUUCCUUGGUCAAAGUUCCCCUUCUCUGGGUUCAUCACAAUGAUGGCUGCGCUGGCCACACUGCUGGCUGACUUUGUCGGGACACAGUAUUACGAGCGGAAGCAGGAGGAAGGUGGUGUGAGAAGUCAGGUGGAUGGGGCUUCAGGUAGCGUUAUUGAGUCAGGGAAGGUGUUUGGUGAGGAGGAGGGUGGGGCAAUGCACAUUGUGGGUAUGCGGGCCCACGCGGCACACCAUGGGCAUAGCCACUCGCAGGAGGAGGGAGCUUGUGCUGGCCACAGGCAUAGGCGUGGAGUUGAAGAUGAGGAUGAGGAAGGCGGGGUUCUCGAGCUCGGGAUUGUUUCACACUCGGUGAUCAUUGGACUGUCUCUCGGGGUCUCACGCAGCCCGUGCACGAUCAGACCCUUAAUUGGGGCCUUAUCUUUCCACCAGUUCUUUGAAGGCUUUGCUUUGGGAGGGUGCAUCUCUCAAGCCAGGUUUCUGACGACCCCGCUUGGGAUAGCAGUCGGGAUUGGAAUCUCAUCGUUUUAUAAUGCAAACAGCCCGCGGGCUUUGGUGGUGGAGGGUGUUUUGGACUCAAUAUCUGCUGGGAUUUUGGUGUACAUGGCAUUGGUGGACCUGAUCGCAGCCGAUUUCUUGAGCAAGAGGAUGAGCUGCAAUGUUAGGCUGCAGGUGGUGUCUUAUUUUGUUCUGUUUCUAGGGGCGGUGUUGAUGUCUUCACUGGCUUUGUGGGCUUAG